Molecule: messenger RNA, 1692 nt
Organism: Alternaria arbusti
Lineage: Eukaryota; Fungi; Ascomycota; Dothideomycetes; Pleosporales; Pleosporaceae
Exons: 4
Coding region: 1-1692 (563 amino acids)
Source: RefSeq, a predicted model, not a curated record
AUGCACUUCGUUUCUAACUGGUACUUGUUCAAACAGCUAGGGCUUGCCAACGGCCAACACCGCGAUAACCAAGAUGUUACUCAAGAAGCAUCCCCGGAGAUCUUAGAACAGAUGAAGAGGAUGCCAGAUCGCCAGAUUUGCGACUUCCUGGUCCAGCAUUAUGUGGAUGAAGUUCACUGUAUGCUCUCUCGGCAACUCGAUAGCAUACCUUUCCUCCCCGCCACACUGGACCCAGAUGUUCUUCCGCGAAUGCACCUUGCGCCCACCCCAAAUGAUGACAAUGCCCCAGAAACUUUCUCAGGACGGUUACUACAGGCCCGUCUAGCUGGAUUCUGGCGCAGAUUCCCCGAGACAUCAACUGCAGAGUACGACGCGAUCGCAGCCGAAGAACGGUACGAGCAAUUCUGCUCUGAGUUCCUCGCCAGUCUUCCUGCCGCUUUCGCUCUUGAGCCGGACGAACAGUGGGACGAGACAUCACGACACUUACCUCUCCAGCGGCAGAUCUUGCACAUUGCCGUAUUCGAGAGUUUGUGCCAGAACUAUCGUGGCUUAAUAUUUUGUGAAACAAGUCAAACCCAAAACUUUCCUGCAUACAAGCAAGUCCUGCUAUCGUCGCAGAAGAAGGCGCUCGCAGUGGCGGCACUCAAAGUGCUAGAUGAGAUCUCAAAGCUGCACACUAUGCUGGGAGGAUCUCAGACCAGAUUCCCAGGCAUUGUAUUGCCGACAUUCGAAGCCGCGGUGCUGCUAAUAGCGGUUUCCGGAAAGCGUCGUGCAAACAUCGUGGGCACUUUGUUCUGUGGCGCCAUGCCUCGUCUAAUCACCGCUCGCAAUGUCGUCAUAUUCGUCAAUAUCGUCCUUCUCACCGCGCUCUUCGUCCAUCUGAAGUUCGAGCUCUGGGACAAGACGGCGGCCUCAGCUGGAUCGGCCAAGUCGCACCUUCCCGACGAACUCUACGAUGAGCAGCAGCCAGACGAGUCAUCGCACAACCCGAAAGGGAAGCCGCUAAAAGCAAACGAUGGCAUCAAAGCGCGUCGGACCGCCGUCGUGGUCGCUAGCCAGAGUUCCGAGAACGCAACGUGGCUCGAGGAGUACUUUCCGCACUGGGAGAAGAAUAUUUACCAUGUCGACGAUCCGAACGCGGAGCUCACGGUGCCGAAGAACAAGGGCCGAGAGAGCAUGGUCUAUCUAACCUACAUAAUCGACCACUACGCGUCCCUCCCCGACAACGUCCUCUUCAUCCACCCCAACCGCUACCAAUGGCACAACGACGACCCGGACUACGACGGCCUCCCCAUGCUUCGCCACUUCCAGCUGCCUUACCUCGAGAAAGAAGGCUACGUCAACAUCCGCUGCGCCUGGUCCCUCGGCUGCCCCAACGAGAUCAAGCCGCUGGCGGAAGCGGGCGAACACAGAGAGGCUGUGCAUGCGGGCGGACAGUAUAAGAAGGCUUUUGAGAGCCUGUUUCCGGGGGAGAAGGUGCCGGAUGCUGUUGGGGUGAGCUGCUGUGCGCAGUUUGCGGCCACGAGGGACAAGAUUAGGGAGAGGAGCAAGGAGCAGUAUGAGAAGUAUCGCGAUUGGAUUAUGGGGACUGAACUGGGGGAUGCUAUCAGUGGGAGGGUGUUUGAGUACUCCUGGCACAGUAAGUCGACAUCCGCUGGCAUUUCGCGCCCUACCUCACGACCCCGCGCGUGA